Messenger RNA from Lucilia sericata (common green bottle fly), 4973 nucleotides. Its product is annotated as ATP-binding cassette sub-family G member 1. The coding region runs from base 1687 to 4131 and encodes 814 amino acids. The transcript has 11 exons. Lineage: Eukaryota; Metazoa; Arthropoda; Insecta; Diptera; Calliphoridae. Gene Ontology annotation, molecular function: ATP binding; ATP hydrolysis activity; ABC-type transporter activity. Gene Ontology annotation, cellular component: plasma membrane. The record is from RefSeq and is a predicted model, not a curated record.
CUCCGAAAAUACGGAUAAAUUAUUAUGGCUAUUUUGGGUAUUUUUGUGGCAAAAAUUUGGACACAAUUACUUUGAGGUCUUUCUAGCAACACCGACAAAUGAGAAACAAUGAUCAUGAAUAUUGAUUUUCUUUGCUCUUUGCUUUUAUUCGCUUUAACCUCUUUCGAAAAAAACACAACAAGGAGCAGCAACCAAGAAGGAAGACUUCGUACGUUGGCUCGAGUGGUAGACAAUGGAAACUAAACAAAAAACAUAUGGCCGAAAAUAAUAAAUGUAAAAAUAAAUACUAUAUUUAGUUUGUGGUAUGACUUCGGAGUGUAAAGACGUUGUUUAUUCUUUUUAUCAAUAGACCGAACGAUCCAUUCUGCUGCUUUGUUUUUGUUUUGGUUUCUUAUGGUUUUAUUAUUGUUUUGUUUUUGUUUUCUUUAAAUUUGUGCUGACUACUGAAUUUUUUUUUACGAAAAUUAAAACAAAAUAUAUAUUUUUUAAAUAAAAGAAAAUUUGUAUAUAUUGUUAAAAGUGAGUGUGAUCGAGUGAGUGCGACAGUGAGUUGAGUAAAGAGUGGUGGAUUCAGUGUAUGUGUUUAGGUAGGGGAGAAUUUUAUGAUCGUUGCUUAAAUAUAUUAAGUAGAGAUAAAGUAGCAUUUGAAAAUCAACAAACAACAACAACAACGGCAACAGUGUGUUAAUGAUAAUAAUCAUUUCGGAAAAAAAAGUAUUAAUAAAAAUGUAAUCAUAUCAUAAAAUGAUAUUUUAGCCGUUAUUAUUAAAGCCAAAUACCAACGAGUUAAUAAUUUUUAAACACCAAUCAGUUUUAAUAUUUAACGCUUUUGUGAACAACACACAUUGUUUCCAAUUGAAAAAAAAUUUCAAAAAAAAAUUUAAAAUAAAAGAAAAUUUUCUACGUAAGCGAAACAACAAUAACAAGAAAAGUAAAUUUAAAGAAAUAUUCCCAGCUUUUUUUUUUGUUUAAAUGUUAUCGACACGUUCAUCGUCAGCAACAUACAACAAAUUAAGUUAAAAUAUAUAAUUAACAAAAAUAAGUUAAUAUAAUAAAAGCUACCAAAAAAAAAAAAAAAAAAACAAAAACGUCUACAAAAUAAACAACAAAAUUUUAAAAUACUAUGAUAAAAUACUUAACAAAAAUACUUGCAAAUUAACCAAAAAAAAACCCUAAAUUUAACAAUUUACUUAAUGAUAACACAAAAAAAAACUUCAUAAAAAAUAGAUAUAAAAUCUAUAAACCAUAAAUAAUUGUCUAUAAGUUAAUAACGUUUUUAGUUUCCUGAAAAAAAAAAACUAAAACCACAAUUUUAAAUCCAGAGAAAAAAACUGCAAUUUUCAAAUAAACCAAUUCGAGAAUAGUACGAGACAACAGCCGCGCUAAAACAGACAAAGGAAUCAAACUAAAAGACUGACACAAAACAAUUGAGUGAAUGAGGGAGUGAAUGAAUGAAUCAUGUUUCUACAGACUAAAAAGUAUUCAAUUUGAGCCAGACACCAGAUACUCUCGCUAAAGUAAAGAAAAAAUUCCUUAAUUAACAAAAAAAGUGUUUUGUUUUUAAAGAAAAUGUUAAAUAAUAUUUUACUUACAUUUUGUAAAUGUUAAAUUAAAAAAAAGUGAAAAUUUUUUAAAAAUAAAUACAAAAACUUAAAAAUAUAAAAACAUAUAUAUUAAAACAAUAAAAUGGCCGAAUCUAAAUAUAUUUCAAUACCCACCUCAGAGACCAACAACACAACCUACGACAUGCAUAAUAGUAGUUCAGUUAAAGGUGAAACUGAUGACACUGAUGUCAUAACCCUAAAUAUUCUAACAAUGUAUAAUAAUGACAACAAUUCCACGUCUAUGCCUCAAACUCGUUCGACGGCGACGACCACACCUACAAUAUCAACCACCAAAAGACUAUUUUCGAGAAAACCAAAAAAUUUACAUUUAAAAAUUUCAUCUCCAUCGGUGGAAACGGAAAAUGAUAGUUUGUCAAGUGAUAAAUUUAAAUCAGCAACAGCAACAACAACACGAAAUAAUUCUACCUCCUCAACGACACCGUCAACAUCGACAGCAACAACCACAUCCAACUCUAUAUUUCCCCACGAACAGAAUAGAACGAGUAAAAAACUGAAUAUUGGUUUUGAAAAUAUACGCUAUACGGCGCAUAUGGGAUUUUUUCGUAGAGACACCAAAAACAUACUCAAAGGCAUAACGGGUCAAUUUAAAGCCGGCGAACUGAGCGCCAUUGUAGGACCAUCAGGUGCGGGGAAAAGUACUUGCCUUAAUAUACUCUCAGGAUAUACAGCCUUCGGUUAUAGCGGCGAUGUGACGGUUAAUGAUUAUAUACGUGAUAUUAAAACUUUCAAACCCAAUGUGGCAUUUAUAACACAGGAUACAAGUUUACAUCCGUAUUUAACGGUCAAGGAGGCCAUGCAUUUUUCGGCUAAUUUGAAAAUCGGUACCCAUAUGAGUAAAUGUGCUAAAAGAGAAAGGGUUAAAAAGAUUUUAGAAGCUAUUGGCAUGUAUGAGAAUCGUCAUACCAGAACGUCUCAAUUGUCGGGCGGCCAACUAAAGAGAUUAUCCGUUGCCUUAGAAUUAGUAAAUAAUCCACCGGUGUUAAUUUUAGAUGAACCAACGAGUGGCCUGGACAGUUCCACCUCUAACCAACUAAUAUCAUUACUUAAAAAACUGGCCCUAGAAGGACGCACUGUCAUCUGCACCAUCCACCAACCGAGUGCUUUAACAUUUGAAAUGUUUGAUCAUUUAUAUGCUAUAGCAGAUGGCUGUUGUAUAUAUUCAGGAGGGACACAAAAUCUGGUGCCGUUUUUAGCAGAUGUAGGACUACCAUGUCCAGAGUCAUAUAAUCCAGCAGAUUAUUUAAUGGAAAUCGCCACCGAUGACUAUGGACAGCAAAAUGAGAAAUUAAUAGCAAAAAUAGAAAAUGGCCGUAAUAACAACUAUAGACAAACCAAAGCGGCCAGAAAAAAGCAAUUAGAAGCCAUGCAAAAAGUUGACAAAAUGAUGGCAGCUGGUCUGAUGACACCUGUCAUGGCUCCCAUCUUUACACCUGCCUGCAAUAGUAACAAUUCUAGUCCGGCGCCUAAUGGCCAUUGCCCCACCGCCACCUACCCAAAUCACUCUAAUCAUUAUACAAAACCCCUAACACCGAUCAAAGAAAUGUCCUCACGUAUCGGCAAUAGUAAAGGGAUUUUAAAUGAAUCCAACGAUAACAGUACUACCGACGACACUGGAUGCUGUAAACAGUUGGAAUCACCUAAAUUAUGUAAAAGCGAAAAUAUCUAUGCCACACCAUUCUAUCGUCAAUUGGGUAUUUUGCUGCUGAGAACAUUUUUAAUAUUGUGGCGCGAUAAGUCGCUUACAACGAUACGUUUUAUUAUACAUUUAGUAACGGCUCUAUUGAUCGGCUGCCUGUACUAUGGCAUAGGCAAUCAGGCGGAAAAUGCAUUGAAUAAUUUUCGUUAUUGUUUCUAUUCGAUAAUGUUUAUAAUGUACUCGGCAUUUUCAUCAAUUUUAGUGAAAUUUCCCCUAGAAUUUCCCAUUGUCUCACGAGAACACUUUAAUCGUUGGUACUCGCUACGAGCUUAUUAUGUGGCCAUAACAUUAGCAGACAUACCCAUACAGUUCGUAUGUACCUCAGUGUAUAUAGUCAUUACCUAUAUAUUAACCGAUCAGCCCCGGGAUGUAUUUCGUGUGGUAUUAUUUUGUGUGAUAAUAUUUUUAACCGCUUUAGUGGGACAAAGUAUAGGAUUAGCUGUAGGAGCUUCAUUAAACAUAAAGCUGGCUGCCAUUUUGGGUCCCUUUUUCAUCUGCCCCUUUUUAGCCUUUUCCGGUUUCUUUCUACAAGAAAAGCACACUCCAGAACCAUUGCAAUGGAUAUUUAAAACCUCAUUUCUAAAAUACAGUUUAGAUGCCUCCGUCUUGUCCAUAUUCGGUUUUGAUCGACCACGUUUAGAGUGCAAUGCCAUGUAUUGUCAUUAUUCGAGACCGAAAGUAUUUCUUAAAGAUGUCGAUAUGCUGAAUGCUAGUUAUGAAACGGCCAUUAUAUUUUUAGUUUGUUUAUUUUUAGCUUUACGUAUUAUAUCAUUUUAUAUAAUGUCCUUUAGAUUGAGAUUAUUUAGAUAGAGAUGAAUUACUAAAACUAUUAUGAGAAUUAUAAAAUUUUAAUUAAAAACUGAGACAAAGGUUUACUGAACAAUAGAAUAUUAAAAAAAAACGAAUAUUAAUUUAAACAAAAAGAAAAACUUGGUUUCUAAUAAAACUUUUUAAUUAAAAAAAGUUUUAAAAGUAUUCAAAGACAACAAAGGAAAUGAGAAAAACUAGAAUUCUUCACCCAAUAAUUUCCAAACAAAAUUAAAGAAACUAAUGGUUGUUUAAUCACAAAUUAGAAUUUAAAGCUUAAAAUAAAUAUGAACAAACGCCCCCCAUAGGUCAAAUCGGACAUCUAUUAUAAGCAAUUCGAGGUCUGAGUUUGAUCUUUGUAAAAAAUUUACUUUAAAUAAUUAAGUCUGUACAUCAUUGCAAUAAUUUUUUUCUUACACGAUUAAUAACCUAUAAUAAUUACUAAAAUUAUUAUCAAUAAUUUUUAUUAAAAUUCUUAUAAAAUUUUCUAAUUAAUUUUUUGACUAUUUUAAACAUUCCAAGGAAUUAAAAACUAUAAUUUAAAUAGUUGAUUUAUUUCUUACUCUGUAUAUUUUUAGUAAUUGUGCCAAAGUUUUUAUUUUGUAUUUUAUUUCUAAUUGUAUUAUAGUUUUUUUGUUUUGUUGUAAAAAAAAAAUGGGAAUUUUAUAUAUAAAAUAUGUAAUUUAAGUUAUUUCUUUUGAUAUGAGAAUUUUUUAUAUAUAAUAAUUAGUGUAAAACAUGUAAAUCAACAACUAUAAAGAGAGAGUGAUAAAAUAAUUGUACUAAUUUGUUAAGUGUAAUUAUACGAUUAAUUUUUUUUUGCAAAUAAAGUAUUAAAUUUUAAU